Messenger RNA from Penicillium verrucosum, 1449 nucleotides. RefSeq lists its product as uncharacterized. Gene Ontology annotation, molecular function: zinc ion binding; DNA-binding transcription factor activity, RNA polymerase II-specific. The transcript is spliced from 4 exons. Gene Ontology annotation, biological process: regulation of DNA-templated transcription. The record is from RefSeq and is a predicted model, not a curated record. Bases 1 to 1449 code for a protein of 482 amino acids. NCBI's taxonomy places the organism in Eukaryota, Fungi, Ascomycota, Eurotiomycetes, Eurotiales, Aspergillaceae.
AUGUCCGUAUCAACAAAGUUCCAGGGGAGAAUGGUCGGUCCCCUGGACAAGCGAAGGCGGAUGACGCGCUGCCUCGCCUGCGCCAAACGACGCAUCAAGUGUGAAGGGGGAUUCCCCUGUGUUCAUUGCAUUCGACGAAAUACGAUGUGCGUUUCCCAGCAGCACUCGGGACAUGGUAUGACUAAGUUUGUCAACAAAAAUCAGCAAGAUGAUUUUGGUGGACGCCACCAAAGUCCUGAUCAGAAGGGGUUAUCCAUCCCAAAUACGGAAACCCUCGGGAUUCGCCCACUUAUUUUCAUCGGGAAAGAUAAGGGUACCCGCCUUCUUGAUUAUUUUGCCUCUUUUAUUGAGCACAACAUGUUCACGAUGAGCUUCGGAUCAAUAGUUCCGGACUUGCUUCCUCUAAUUUCAACAUCCCCAGUUCUGUACCAUGCAGUUAUAGCGGUUGGUGCUUUGCAUGCGAACCGACAUACCGAUGGACGCGCAUUACAGGAGAAAUCCCCCUAUGUCGAUUCGAUGACCUCUUACCAUAGGUCAAUGGGUAUUUUGCGGUCGUGUCUGGGAAAUAGAGAUGUAAUGCAAAAGGAGGACAUCCUCUGGGCUACGUUUUUUCUAGGACUGUUUGAGUUGCUCUCAGACGAAUCCGGUGAAGGCUGGGUUAAGCAUAUGCUCUAUGGAACAUCAAAAAUGCUGCAACUUGUCGGACCAACCAAUUGCAUGUCAUCGGCUCGAAGGAUAUUCUACGACCUGUUUCGUGUCCUUGAAGCCAGCCGAGCAUUACUCUAUAAUGAAGAAACUAUCCUGUCCCAGGAAUGCUGGCUUGGACUCCAGAAGUCAUUGCCGAGCAGUGCCACUCGAUGGGACUCCAUGGAAGAAAUCAUAACCCUCAUGAUUGAGACAUCCGCCUUCAGCGUACGAGCCGGGGCUAUAAUUAAGAUGAUUCCCGAAGCAGAACGGUUCACAGAUCCAUCGGUUGCUAUGAUCGCAGCCGAAGGACUCGAUGUCCAAGAAACUAUCUAUAACUGGCACACGAAAGCGUUGCUGCAGCUGGUCCAGGACGGUCCCAGUCCGUAUUCGAACUUAGCUUUGCUGUAUUAUCACGCUUUGCUAAUCUUUGUCUCUGGAAACUAUGAUUAUUUCCCAUACUGGGACAAUAUCGCAGCCCCGGUAUUAUCCCAUGCUGAAAUUUCCGAACACCUGACUACGAUGGUGUAUCUCUCGGGCGAGGUGUUGUGCCACUCCAAGAUUCCCGGUGCGAUGCUGCUUUUUCCUUUAACCGUUGCAGGAGCUCGGGCCCGGGGAGUUGAUCAAAGAUCUGAAAUAUUGAAUCUGCUCAACCAGAUCUUCUGUAAGGGAUUCGUGGUUGCAAACAAGAUACGGGAUAAUUUGUUAGAACGAUGGGGCCGACAGGGACCAGGAAGAGACGAUAAAUCUGCCCACAUGAAAUAA